Fopius arisanus is the source of this 1861-nucleotide messenger RNA. It is a transcript of the gene Jhbp3, whose product is annotated as Juvenile hormone binding protein 3. The transcript is spliced from 3 exons. NCBI's taxonomy places the organism in Eukaryota, Metazoa, Arthropoda, Insecta, Hymenoptera, Braconidae. The record is from RefSeq and is a predicted model, not a curated record. The coding region runs from base 229 to 963 and encodes 244 amino acids.
GAAAACCGCAGAGGGGAAAAACAUUAACUUCCUUGGAAUCUUGCAGUUAUUAGGGGGCGGGUACAUUUAUCAUUCAAACUUGGAGUACGUCCCCGCUCCUGAGGUGAUCCUUUCUGUGACCAAUAUAUUGACCGGAGACCAAAAUCUCGGGUGAGAUCUCUUGUGUCUUCCAGUGAUUCCACUAAUUCAAUCCGUUAUUCUGUGCAAAUUUUCCAAUUCAAUAGGAAAAUGACAUAUUUUACAACUUUCGUUCUCAUCACGUUAGCUGUUACUGCAAUAGCCAAGGACCUCCCUGAAUUCCUGCACGUUUGCAAGCGAAAUGACCCAAACAUCAACGAUUGCAUCAAAAAUAGCGUUGAACACCUGAGACCCUAUCUGCUGAAGGGUGUGCCAGAGUACCAAAUACCAUCAAUUGAACCUCUACUUCUGAAGGAAAUAGUUGCAGCCGAAGGAGGUGGAUUAAAAUUAUCUGCUAGGGAUGUAAAUGCCUACGGUGCCAGUGAUUUCUCCGUCACUAAAAUGGACGCUAACAUGGCAACAUUCACAUACUUUUUGAAUGUUUUCCUUCCUCAUCUGAGUAUCGAUGGACAGUACGAGAUAGACGGAAAAGUUAUACUGUUGCCAAUAACAGGAUCAGGCCGGAUUACAGGAAAUUUCACCGAUUGCCUUGGCGCUGUGAAAUUCAUUGCAGGAACGGCUGUCGAUAAUGGCGUUGAAUACUUCCGCAUAAAAGAAUUCGACCUCAAAAUUACUGUUGGUAAGGGCUCAUUAAGAUUGGACAAUUUAUUCGGGGGUGAUAAAGUCAUCGGUGAUGUUGUUAACAAUGCAAUCAAUAAUAAUUUUGAUGCUUUCCUUAAGGAGCUCAUGCCAGUUGUCGAGAAAGCUUUAGGCGUAGCCUUUCGAGAAAUUGGACAAAAUAUUGUUAAUCAGUUCACUUUUGAUCAGCUUUUCCCUCUAGAUUAAUCUCAUCCUGGCUCUGAUGAAUAUUCAUUUUGAAGAACAAAUAAUUUAUAACAAAGAUAAAUAAUGAAUGAGGCAAACGCAAAAUCUGAGAUUUCUACACAGAGAGAAGAGUACUGGAAUUUUUCUCGAGAAAUUUCGUUGGAACAUUUUCUUGUUUAUUAUGAAAAUUCGUUUAUCUGCAGUCGAUACCUAACCACCUAGUAAUGUUUCCUUAGCUUCCGUUUAUACCACGAGGACAAGAAGAAUGAGGGAAAUUUCCAGUACUGGUACUGGAAAAAUUAGUCCAACUACACAGUAAAAUUUUAUCUACUUUCAUUUUUAUAGAAGUUUUGCACGCUCAUAAUUCGUCUCGAAAUUCUGUAUAAAGUUUAUUGAUUCCGUAAAUUUCUAGUACCAGUAUAGCAAUUUUUCUUGUGUGUUAUAACCAAAAUUCUCAAAUUUCUGGAAAAUUGUCUGUGAACAUGAAGAAUUUUCUUAUUUUUACUCCGUGUCGCAACAUAACAACAUAGACACAAUAUAGCUCAGUCAAUUAAUUAAUUAAAUAGAGUCAAUAUGUUCGAUUGCUGACCAUGCCUACAUAACAUGAUUUUUUAAUGUUUGAUGAAUAAGGUUUUACACAGUAAAUUAAAUUAUCCACCCAGAACCUAUUCAGAACAUGGCUGUCAUAGUUUACUUAAACACAAAAAACUGUGGAAAAAUGUAACAAAUGGUCAUUUAUUUAAUUUCAUGAUUAUUACGAGUAAAGUUUUGAUUUUUGUUUGAUUCUACUUCUGAGUAAUUCACAAAAUUUUCUGAAAUACAAAAAUUUUGACUGACCCCGCUGGAUGACCUCGACAAUGUAUUUUAUUAAUUAAUUUAAUAGGAUGAAUAAUUACUGAAUAAUAAGAUAAUUCAAUUA